UCCACUGGCCUGAGCUCAUGCAUGAGCGCAAUGGAGACAUCACCGGUGCCUCAUGCGUUGCGCUUGCCACGUGCGCGGCCUGGUGUUGUAUCGCCGUCAGUGCUGCCGAACCCUCGGACACCAGCUCGCUCUGACCUUGCCGCGGCCUGCGCGGCACUGUGGCUGCUUCGGCGCGGCGUGCCGCGGCGUUCAAAGCCACGGGCCUCGCGGCUUUCCGUGGCCGCGCGGCGCCGUGAGUUGGCGCUGAGCUUCCUGCCAGGCCCGGCUUUCGCUGAGACUGAGGCUGACCUCGAGGCCAGUGUUGCGGCCGGCGCAGACCGGGAAGCGGGCAAGGUGCGGCGCUUGCUGGAAGACCCAGAGGUGAAGCUCAUCCGACAGCUGCAGCAGCGCGCGCAGCUCUUGGACGGCCGAACCUUCCGCCCACUGCAGCUGCCCUCGCUGCUGCAGAAGGGCAGUCCUUUGUACGACGCAGACGUGGUUUGCGUUGGGGAGAUCCAUGACUCGGAGGCAGAUCAUGCGAUGCAGCGGCUCCUGAUCGACGCGUUGACGUACGCGCUCUUUUUGGAGCUCAGAAGCUCCGAGGGCGUGGACCCCAGCGCGCCACGCGGGCGCACGCCCCAGAAUCUGUCAGCUCAGAAGCUGGCCGUGGGAGUGGAGUACUUCUCCCGUCAGCAACAGCCGACUUUGGACGGCCUGGUCUUUGACAAGAGUCCCGAUGGGCCGGGGAGUAGUCCCAGCAAGUUCAGGCGCUCAAAGUGGCAUCUUGGCAAUAUGGAAACAAACAAAGAGACUACAACCUGCUCAAAGUGGCAAGCCUGCGACUGGGAUCGGGUCUGGGCCUAUGACUGGAACCUCUACGCCCCGCUCUUCCGCUUUUGCCAGUUGAACCUCAACCGCAUCGUGGGACUCAACCUGCCCCUGGAGGCCGUGCUCACCGUGUCUCGAGGUGGCCUGGACUCGGCACCCGAGUGGCUGCGUUCGCAGCUGCCGCCUCUGGACCUCGAGCAGCUGAAGCACCGGCGCCGCUUCGAGGACAUGUUGCGGAUGCCCCUGGAGAAAGCUGUGCAGAGGAUGAGCCUUCCCACCUCAAGCUGGUCCCCCAAGGAGGAAUUGAACAACAUGUACCAAGCCCAAGUGCUGUGGGAUGAGUUCAUGGCCAACACGGCGCUGCGCUACGUGAGCGACGUGGGUGGCCGGCUGGUGGUGCUGGCGGGCGCCAACCACGUCUGGCGCGACGCAAUUCCGGAUCGCUUCGAGGCCCAAGCAAGACGAGGAGGGACCGCGCGAAGGGCGACCACAAUCGUGCCGUGGAGGGGCAGUGGCUUGCCACCCGCAGGCGCUGCGGACUAUUUGUGGCAGAUGGAUGGCCCAGGGGGUGGCGAUGAACUCGCCGCAGAACUUCGGGCGCAGCGCGAGCGGUUGAAAGGCAAGUCGAGGGUCUUUCCAGCCGGCUACAUUUAGCGGAAAAAGGUCCGCGCCAGCUAAGCUGAUUGCCAAGCUUGCGGCGCAAAAGAACUUUGACAGAUUUCAGAAGGGGAUAUCGGUGCUUGGGAGAACUGCUUGAAG
This is a messenger RNA of Effrenium voratum, 1566 nucleotides long. Lineage: Eukaryota; Dinophyceae; Suessiales; Symbiodiniaceae. The record is from the annotation of a GenBank genome assembly.